AUACUGUUGGCACUCCGACGCAUUCAGAAAAAAAUCUAAAGGACAUGGCACGUAAAUUCAUCAUUCACAUUCAAUGGAUUCUGCCCAGUGUUAUCUUAUUCGUGAAAAGCAUCACUUCCGACAUCAGGUUUCCGGACAUAACCUCAAUCGCGACUAAACAUGCCAUCAGUCACGAAACAAUGUACGCCGUCUAUCCAAAUCUCCUACAGCUGGACAUGAGCAAUCAAACGGGAUUCGAAUUCCCCGUAGACCAGGUUCUGCUGAUUCACGAUGAACUGUCUCGUUUCGUGUGCAACAACUGUGGCAUACAUUCCAUCUACCAGCUUUCCUUGUCGAAACUACCACAACUAACUCACCUUAUUAUGGAAAAUAACAGUCUUCGAUACGUACAUCCGGAUGCAUUCGAGUACAAUACCCGUAUGGAAAAGAUCAGUCUUGCAGGUAACCAACUUUCCACAUUCAAUUCGGAAGCAACUAUUCGGCACAUUGCUGGCCUAGCAAUGCUAGAUCUGAGCUGGAACGAGCGAUUUGAUUUGAACAAAGUGGAAUUGCAAGGAACCAGGAUGUUUUUCUUCACUUGCAAUCACUGCCAUACUACCUUUCUCGAUCGGAACACACUUGCCCGCAUGCCGAGGCUUUCACAGCUGUAUCUGUCGCACAAUGGAAUGGAGCGAAUCGAUGAUGAUGCUUUGAUGAUGGCCAAGUAUGUCAAGAUAUUGAACGUUGAUGGAAACCGGGGCUUGUUACGGUUGAACCUCAAGUCAGUAUCGCUUAUGAAAUUGAGUGCCGAAAGAUGCAGCUUGGAAGGAACACUGCACACGUCUAAGCUACCGCUACUGGAAUAUAUUAAUGUGAGAGCAAAUAGAAUUACUCGGGUGAAUGAGCAUGGAUUUAUGCAAAAUACAAACAUCAAAGUUGUCCUACUGGACGAUAAUUUAAUUACAAAGGUUCCCACGGUUCUGUUAGAGCUUCCGUUGAAUGGGUUGAAGCAACUAUGUCUGGACAGGAAUCCGCUUCAACCGUGUCCUCGAAUUGACGAAGCAAAGACUCUGUACUCAACGAGAAGUCUUCGCAAGGGUUGUUUGGAUGAUGGCAAUCAUUUGACUAAGUUUGAAAACUAUCUGCCGAAUGUCAGUGGCCAUGCUGUGUACAAGAAAAUGACAAUUCAUCACCUUAGUAGUGAUGGAAUGACGGUAGACCUUUCCAAUAGAGCCAUCGUGUACAUAGAACCAGAUUAUGUAAUUGAUGACCAAAAUGUGACGGAAGUAUUAUUUGACAAUAACCAUUCGUUUGACUUCAAACCAUAUAGAGUAUUCCUAAAUAGCUCGCGGGUUGAACGAAUGUCGUUGAUGAACUGCUCAAUCACAGAAAUAUACGAGCCAACUUUCAAAGAGUUGCCCAAUUUAAAAUCUAUACAUCUCCAAGGUAACAACAUUAAAUCCAUUGAUUCCAAUUCAUUGUUCACCAGUAACCCAGGCAUAACGUUUCUGAGUCUAUCGCACAACAAUCUUGAAUUCAUCGCUGCGCAGUCAUUUCAAACAUUGGAAAAUUUGGAAAUUCUCCACCUGGACUGGAACGAUCGUCUAUCCAAUAAGGCCAACACUCCAUUCCUACUGAGCACAUCACUACGGAAGCUCAGCUGCAUACACUGUCGAUUCGAAUGGCUAGAUCAUAUGACCCUGGCAAGGCUGCCAAAUCUGCUAGAACUGAACCUAGAGAACAAUCACAUAGCAAGACUGGAUGCCGAUGUCCUGCAAUGGACAACUCAACUGAAGUACCUUAAUCUACGUCACAACCACCUGGUGGCCUUUGAACCGAACAUCAACCAGCUGAGCCAUUUGAAAACACUAUGUCUGGCCGGUAGUCCUAAUUUUGAUUUAGAGCAUAACAAAAAUAUGGACCUCCUGGAUAAUAUCCAGAAGAUGAUGCAGCUCGACAAAGAUUGUCAAGACGAAAAAUUUUCAGAAAAAUUGGUUGGAUUAUAUAUCAAAAGAAACAAAGCCAAACAUGAAACUAUCGACGUUCCAAAGGUUGAGCAUAUACGAUUGCAGAAAUUUGAAACAUCAUCCGCUGUGUUAUAUACGAGUAAUGUGGCCGUCCUAGUAUUGAUUGGACUGGUUAGGCAUUUGAAAGGCGUGGUUUUAAAGUUAAUUUUCUUAUGAAACAUUAUUUUGGGAAGUUUACCUGGUGCAAGCAAUAAUGCCACUCUCGUUGGGGUGAUGCCAAAAAUACAGAUACUCAUAUUCGAUCCAAGUUGUAACUCCUUUUAUUUUUCAAAUAGCAGUUGUAAAAAUUUGUUAAAUUACUUUUCAGUGGCACAUAGGGCCAACGUGAAAAUUGUCCAUAAGUGUGCUUCACCCCACUUAAUCAGUUCAAAAUCAGAUGCUGGUCAUUUUUUGAAAAUCAAAGAUCAUUUUGUUGCGAAAUCCUACUACACUGGCCCUUUGAAGUUUAUGUGGGAAUUACUAUGGGAAAAGUUAACUUCUUAUACUAAUCGUCCUAGCCCUUUGCCAUAAUGAUAUGCAAGUUUACCAUCUAUACUCAUAUGUCAUUUUACAGCAAUAGCUUUGCUGGCGACCACUUUUUGAUUGAUCGUCAGGAUAAUAAGUUAUAAUGCACAUAAGUACAGAUAGUAAAUCUUUCAGAAGGGCUAUGACCGUGAUUGCAAAAAGUGAACUUUUCCCAUAUUAAUUAAUCACGAACUUCAAAAGGCCAGUCCAGUCAUGAUUUUGAAUUAAUUAAUCAUCUUACCAUGAUUCUGCUAAUGUUGUUUUUAAUGGUGAUAUCUAUCCAAAAUUACGCAUUCACUUAGUUACGUUAAUUGUUUACAGAGGGUAGUGCGGUCAAAACAUGUAUGAUUCCUCUUUAUAUGCACUAAGACUAAAAUCCGAAAUCUCUUCUUUUAGAUAUAUUCUGCACAAAAAAAAUCUGUACUCCCUUCUUUUUUACAUAUACUGCACACAAAAUACUUUCUAAGCUAAGCUCCUAAUAGGAUUUCCCACCAUUUCCCACAAAGUAUAUUUUGUUAAGAAUAUGUAAAAAAGGAGGGAUUAAGUAUGUUAAUCUAAAUGCAUUUAUAGAGGUACUAGACAUAUUUUGCAGUAUCAGGUACUCUAUUUUGUAAUCUGUGGGAAGGCAAUCGUAAAUAGAGUGACAAUUUUUUUGAUUAUUAAUUUAUUUGAUAAGGCUCAAUAGAAUUAUCUUUACAGAACCGAUGAUUCUUCGUCACUAUAAAAUACAUCUUAAAGCUAUAGUCGAAAGGUACAACACAAUAACCACUUCAUCUUCCGCUAUCCAAAAAGUCUCCUCCAUCAGAACGGGAGCCGCUUCCAGUGGUUUAAUUGUAUGGCAGUAUUUCCAACGGUUCAGAGCGCUUCCAUUGCAGCAAUGGACGCAAAACGUGGUCAGCACUCACACACUCAUCACUAAACGGUUGUUCUCCAAAGUCCAGUUUCUGAUCGAACUGUUCGUCACCGUCACGUCACCGUUCGUAACCGUCAGUCUUUUAGAUAGCAAAGUUGCUCGGAACCACCCAUUUAUCCGCAAGCCAAACGGCUUAAGUUUGCUAAGGAGCAUGCUGAUAAGCUCUGAACUCACGAAUCUAAAUUCAAGCUGUUUUUUUUGCGCUUUGACGGCUUGAAUGAAUUAAGUGAAUGAUGGAGGAGGAAAUGUAAUGGGCUGGGGGUGUUUUUCGUGGUGUGGAUUGAGAAGUCUCGUAAAAAUCGAUGGGAUAAUGACGGCAGAUUCAUCCUGCGGGAAAAUCUGGAGGUUUCGCUGAUCCAGAGGGGCCUUGAAGAGAAGUUCGUAUUUCAGCAGGAGAUCAACAAAACCACGUCUUUCUUCCGGUCUUGUCGGAUCAAACCGGUGGAAUGGCCUCCACAAAGCCCGGACCUCAACCCCAUCGAGAAUUUGUGGGCGAUUCUUGACGGUUGACAAAACUGGUGUUACC
Molecule: messenger RNA, 3949 nt
Organism: Ochlerotatus camptorhynchus
Lineage: Eukaryota; Metazoa; Arthropoda; Insecta; Diptera; Culicidae
Product: chaoptin-like
Exons: 2
Coding region: 45-2162 (705 amino acids)
Molecular function (GO): protein binding
Source: RefSeq, a predicted model, not a curated record